GACACCAUGUCUAGGGUGCGGUGUAUUGUAUGUAUCAGGGGAUGCAAUGAAUUAGUAGGACAGAGAUCUUUGGUUUGGGUGGAUCUUCUCUCUUACCCAUCAUCUGUCUUGGUUAGAACUUUUGAAUUACAGAUCAGAAGGAUAAAAAAAAAAUAAUUCAGAGCACAUUCGUUGUAUGGCUUGCAGAAUGGUGGCACACUACAUCAUUUUACUAAAGCGCCAUGGAAGUGUCAGAGUACAGUCCGCACCGCCAUUCCCUCCUAGAUGCCAUCCACCGUUUCAACACUGCCACGACCAUCAUGGAUGAGACAAUCAUGGUUCCCAGUAUGCUACAGGACAUUACCCCAGCCAAAGAAGAACAGGAAGAGCCCAUCAAACCUAAGGAUCUCCUUGGCCAGAACAAUAAUCUCUAUGAUUCCUAUCUCCUUCUGAAGUCUCUGAGAAACGACAUGAAAUGGGGAGUGCAUCAUGAAAAUGGAAAAACGGACGAUCGCUGCCCUGACAAGGAAGCUCCCGAGGAAGAGACUGGUGAUCUAGUGGACCAAUUUCAGCAUCAUUUAAGAGGGCUCUUGUCUGUCCUAACAAAGCUGACCAAAAAAGCCAAUCUGCUAACCAACUGUUACAAGAAGGAGGUUGAGACUGGGAAUUCACAUGCCCGACCAUUUUCUAGCAACCAUUAUUACUGAGAAUUAAACUACAUUUGCUCCAUU
This is a messenger RNA of Bufo bufo (common toad), 710 nucleotides long. RefSeq names its product mid1-interacting protein 1-B-like. Gene Ontology annotation, cellular component: cytosol. The transcript is spliced from 3 exons. The coding region runs from base 222 to 686 and encodes 154 amino acids. The record is from RefSeq and is a predicted model, not a curated record. Lineage: Eukaryota; Metazoa; Chordata; Amphibia; Anura; Bufonidae. Gene Ontology annotation, biological process: regulation of lipid biosynthetic process.